Molecule: messenger RNA, 3934 nt
Organism: Scomber scombrus (Atlantic mackerel)
Lineage: Eukaryota; Metazoa; Chordata; Actinopteri; Scombriformes; Scombridae
Gene: tollip
Product: toll interacting protein
Exons: 6
Coding region: 140-967 (275 amino acids)
Biological process (GO): ubiquitin-dependent protein catabolic process
Cellular component (GO): cytoplasm
Molecular function (GO): ubiquitin binding; ubiquitin conjugating enzyme binding
Source: RefSeq, a predicted model, not a curated record
UGACACUUCCGGGUACAGUCUAAUCAGGGAGUCGGGCUGCACAGCUGGGUUGAUCUUUAAUGAGCUGAUCUGUAGAGGUUCAGGACGUCUCCAGGUAAACAACACUCGAUCAUCUCAACUCAGACUGUGAAGAGGCAGCAUGGCGACCACCAUCAGCACCCAGCGGGGACAGGUGUAUAUUGGGGAACUUCCCCAGGACUUCCUGCGGAUCGCUCCCACCCAGCAGCAGCAGCAGGUUCAUCUGGAUGCUCAGGCAGCCAGGCAGCUGCAGUAUGGAGGCUCACUAGGCACUGUCGGCCGACUCAGCAUCACAGUGGUCCAGGCCAAGCUGGCCAAAAACUAUGGCAUGACCCGCAUGGAUCCCUACUGUAGGAUCCGACUAGGCUACGCAGUCUACGAGACCCCAACCGCUCACAACGGAGCCAAGAACCCACGCUGGAACAAGGUGAUCCAGUGUACCAUACCUCCUGGGGUGGACUCCUUCUACCUGGAGAUCUUUGAUGAGAGAGCAUUCUCCAUGGAUGACAGGAUAGCAUGGACACAUGUCACUAUCCCUGAAGGCUUGAGGGAGGGCAGUGUGGUGGAUGAGUGGUUUAGCCUCAGUGGCAGGCAGGGCGACGACAAGGAGGGCAUGAUCAACCUGGUGAUGUCCUUUGCUUCCUUACCAGCAGGGAUGAUGACUCAGCCUGUGGUCCUGAUGCCUUCUGUGUAUCAACAAGGAGUAGGAUAUGUGCCCAUUGCAGGAGUGCCUGCAGUCUAUAACCAGGGCAUGGUGCCCAUGGCAGUGCCAGCAACCAUGCCAGCUGUUGGUGGCCAGGGGCCAGUGUGCAGCGAGGAAGACCUGAAGGCUCUACAGGACAUGUUCCCCAACCUGGACAAGGAGGUGGUCCGUACUGUGCUGGAUGCACAGCAGGGCAACAAGGACGCUGCUAUCAACUCUCUGCUGCAGAUGGCUGAGGAGCUCUAACUGCAGAAUACUAGCUCACAGCGGACAUGCCAACAUACACACAUUUAUGCAUGCACACAGACAUAUACAAACAGUCUUAAAUGAUGGAGAGACUGUCCAAACUCAGCAUAAAUACAUACACACACGUACAUACAUAUAGAGUCCUCCCAUAGUGUGACUAAUAGCUCACACUCUGCAGCCAUAUCAAAGUUCCCACCAGCUCCACCAACUGGUAGCCACAAAGAUCUAUUUCCUGUCCCUAUCUUGUUAUAUGAAGCCUUGGCUGCCACUGCUAACACACAGCUGUCUGUCACCACUGACACUGGAUCCUCCAAGCAUUGCAACACGUGUGUUGACCUUUGUUUUAUGAAGUCGAAGCUUUAAGGUGAUAUCACUGGCAGAUGUAUUCUUUAAGUCACAGUAGAGACUAUUUGAGAUAGGUAUUUGGUUGUAGUGUGCCUUGAUGGGGAUUGUAAGUCUUACUAGCCCAAAUCAUUUUGUUCAUCUUGAUUGUUUCAGUGUCAUAAUCUUUUAACCUAGUCUGUAUUCUUCCCUUGAUUUGUGUUGAUUUGCACUGUUUGAGCUAUAGAGUUAUGAUCAAUGUACACAGCAGACCAGACAACAGGCUUCAGCACACACUCUCCAUCCUCUCAUUAUGAUGAUGUUGUUGAUAGUGUGUGGAGAGCCUGUUUGUAGUAACCUCCAGUGAUCUGCUUCUGUUUCUCAUGUCACUAGAAAAUGUUUAGUGCAUUCAAAAUCAGUCAGGUCAUAAUGAAGUAUUAGAUUGUAUAGAAUUAUAUAUGGUGAUUAGAGGCAGGGAAUGGAGACGACCUGAGGGAUUGUAUGUAAAUGGCCACACGGCCAGGAGAGUUUUAGAAGAAGUGACAAAGUUACUUUACAAAGUUUUGAUGUAACCAAUUUUCAAUUGGAGAAGAAUGAAAAGAGUUGAUAUUAUGAAGUAAUAUCCUGUGGAGUCACAUUUUUAUGUAACUGGACCUUUGAUAAAGACACGUGAUCGGAAUGAAGUUGUUGCUUCAUCUAAAUGUUCUACACAGUACAUAGGUCAACUAGAAAAGUAACUUAGCUCCAUUUGUAAGGAGCUAAAUCUCCACAGCCGUUUUCAGUAAUACUUCUUACCCCCUCAGCCGUGGGGCCUAAGAUGACAGUGACCAAACUUUUAAAACCACAUUUAGAUUGCAGCUGAAUUAAUAAUUAAUCAUUUUGAAAAAUUAAGAAAAGAAAAAACAGUUGUUCAAAGCCUGAUUUGUUUAACUGUACACUAAAUAAUCACUACAAUGUAAUACAUAAAUAAAUAAAGCUGAUUUCAUGUCCAUCACUGGAUUGCCCAGUAUAAUAGUGCAAUAUCAACAUCCAGAUGGUGUUUGAUGCCAGAUACAAUCUACAUGACACAUCAGUGUUUUACUUUGUUUCAUGUAUGAAAUCUGGCACAGCUUGUAUAAUAUAUUAAUGAAUUCUAUAUUUGUGUUUCUUUAUAUUAAUUGUUUCAUUUCACAUUCACUGACACAGACCUGUCAACCAAUCACUGUGGACAUAGUGAUUAAGUUCAUUGAUGAUAAGUCAAAUUAGAUCCUUUGUUAAUACGACCCCAGGCUUCCAUGAAAUGUGCUGUGCAUGUUGAUAGUCGUCAGACACUGACUCUUAAUGUUUAUGCUGGACUGUGCUCGAUGUCACAAACAGGCCUACAAUUUUUAUCAAAAAUAUUCAACACAUCACAUUACUCCAACAGCUUCCACUCCAUGGGCGUAAUUCAUAUGUCAAAGUGUAGACCGUUUUGGCCUUUCAUCCAAUGUUACUUCCAUUAAAAUAAGAGUCACGCUUUUAUAAUAAAUUGCCCAAAAACACAGAAAGUACUAACAGUCCUACUGACCCCAAUGUUAUCUGAGCUCUGACUGUCCUUGUCAAAAACAGAGAUGAUGGUGAUACAUAUUUUAUCUCCAGUGAAGUCUAGUUGCUCACACUGACUUUUUCAAUGUGACUUUUAGUUUUUGAGUUAUAAGAGGUUGUUCAGUGACUCAUUUUGGCUUAGGGACACUGAAUAUGAAUGUGAGUGCUUAUCUUGUUGUGCACUGUCACUGUAGCAACCUGUGACUCAGUCUCUGGGCAGAAACUGACUCACAUGUCUGUGUUAUACACACACACACACACACAGACUGUCAUUUCCAAUAUUCAAAAUAAAAGCCCAUGAUGGUAAUUUUAUCAUAACAGGAAAGUCAUUAUGAGCUGGGCUUUUCGAAAAAGUCCCUGUAUUUAAACAGGGAACUCAGAACAAGCCCCAUAGAUUAACUUUACCAAAACAGGAAGCUCAGAAUGAGACUUGUUUUUUAUCCAAAAUAAAAGUGCCCAAUGGUCACUGUAUGUUAACAGGAAAUGAGAAACAUAGUUUUUCAGAAUACAUUUCCACUCCACUUAUUCAUACUCAAUUUAAACCUUAAAAUGUUUCAUCUUUCAUACAUGUUUUAUUCAACUUUUAACUCCCAUUCAUACUUAAAAAAAAAAAAAAAAAAAUCAAUACAGCUGGUUGAGAUGUCCUAAUGACCCAACCAUUUCCCUCUUUUCCAAAUUAUUCAUACUCCUUCGGCUGCUUUCUUAAUCAAAAUUAAAGCCUGCAAUCCAAAUCAGCGUCAGCCUUUCAACAGCAAGUAUUCACACUGCUGUUUAUAGGUUAAAAGAUGUAUAAUAAUUGUGGCUGAUCACUUGUGAUUCCAAAACUAUUGCUGUUUGAAUCAUUUUAUUCAGUGUUAUAUGUCUUUGUCUAGGUCUUAAACUUAUUUCCCUUUUUGUUUUGGUUUUGUGACUUCAUUGUGACUGCUUCUGCCAUUUCCAAUGUUAGCUAGAGCUCAAUCUGUGCGCUCCAACAUGUCACACUAUCAUCAAUAUAUUUGUGAAACAAACUGAGUCUUUAGUUUUUUUUGGUUUUCUGCUCUGUUCCUGUGCUAAUGUUGCAGAUGAUAAAAAAUGUUGCUCUUU